AUGCCACCGAAUCGCCCAGAUGCCCGUCGAGCCGUCACUCCCAGCAGCCACAGAGGCAGCAAGCCAAGAGCCGACCUCGCCCGUGAUGCGGCCGCCCUCGAAGCCACCGGCCACCGGCAGGAGCUCGAGCGCAACUUCUCCAUGCUCUCCAUGCUGGGCCUGGCGUUUGCCAUCCUCAACACGUGGACCGCUCUCGCCGCCUCCAUCAACCUCGCUCUUCCGUCGGGGGGGCCCAGCUCCGUCGUCUGGGGGCUCGUGGCGGCCGGUCUGGCCAACCUGUGUCUGGCGGCCUCUCUGGCCGAGUUUCUCUCCGCGUAUCCAACCGCCGGGGGACAGUACCACUGGGCGGCCAUCGUCUCGUGGCGACGGGCCAGCCGCUCUGUCGGCUACAUCACGGGGUGGAUCAACGUUUGCGGCUGGGUGGCCCUGAGCGCUUCGGGCCCUCUGCUCGGCAGCACCUUCGUUGUCAACGUGGUGAGCCUGUUGAGGCCGGGCUACGAGGCGAUGCCGUGGCACCAGCUUCUCAUUUACAUUGCCUUUGCCGUUGUGGCCUUGGUGACGAAUGCGUUGCUCACUAGACUGCUGCCCUACUUCACCAAGGCCUCCUUCUUCUGGUCCGUUGCGGGCCUCGCCGUUGUUUUCGUCACCGUCUUGGCUUGCGCGUCGCCAAAUUUUCAGCCUGCCAGCUUUGUCUACGGCCAGUUCUCAAACACCACUGGCUGGCCGGAUGGUUUGGCCUGGUUGCUGGGCUUGCUCCAAGGAGCCUUUGCCUUGACUGGCUUUGACGCAACUGCACACAUGAUUGAGGAGAUAGCCGACCCUCAGCGCCGAGGCCCCAAAAUCAUGCUCUACUCCAUAGCCAUCGGCAUGUUGACGGGGUUCGUUUUCCUAAGCGCCCUGCUAUUCUGCGUCGCCGACGUUGACCAAGUCAUCAACGCCAGAUGGGGGCCUCUUUUGCAAGUCUUCAUGGACGCUACUAAGAGUCGAGCCGGCAGCGUAUGCUUGCUCAUGUUCCCCCUGAUCUGCAUCGUCUUCACCACCAUCACGCUGGUUUGCACGAGCACCAGGAUGAGCUACGCGUUUGCUCGGGAUCACGGGAUGCCCUUCAGCAGCUUCUUGGCGCGGGUGCACCCCACGCUCCAUGUGCCACUGAAUGCGCUGCUCUGGACCGUCGGCUGGGUCAUCGUCUUUGGCCUCAUCUUCCUGGGCUCGAGCAGCGCCUUUAACGCCAUCACGUCUGCUUCCGUCGUCGCCCUGGGCGUGACCUAUGCGAUACUGCCGGCCAUCCACGUCCUCCGGGGCCGCAAAAUGCUGCCCGAGAGCCGCUGCUUCAAGCUGUCUGAGCCAUGGGGUUGGAUUCUCAACAUUGUUGGCAUCCUGUGGACCAUGUUGACCACGGUGCUCUUUGUCUUCCCCCCAAGUGUCCCCGUCACGGCGAGCAGCAUGAACUACUGCGUCGUCGUGCUCGGCGUCAUGUUGCUCAUUGGCGGCACGACCUGGAUACUGGACGGGCGGACUCACUACGAGGCACCGCGCCUCUGCGAGCCAGCGUCGACGGAGGGCAGCACGGAAGGAACGGAGACGUCCGACUCGUCGGAAAACCACGGACAGGAAUUGGCUGGGGCAGACGCAUGGCGGACAGGGCAAGGACAAGUGGCCGGGGGUGGUUGA
This is a messenger RNA of Ustilaginoidea virens, 1671 nucleotides long. RefSeq lists its product as uncharacterized. Gene Ontology annotation, biological process: transmembrane transport; amino acid transport. Gene Ontology annotation, molecular function: transmembrane transporter activity. The transcript is spliced from 3 exons. NCBI's taxonomy places the organism in Eukaryota, Fungi, Ascomycota, Sordariomycetes, Hypocreales, Clavicipitaceae. Gene Ontology annotation, cellular component: membrane. The record is from RefSeq and is a predicted model, not a curated record. The coding region runs from base 1 to 1671 and encodes 556 amino acids.